Danio rerio (zebrafish) is the source of this 4399-nucleotide messenger RNA. The record is from RefSeq and is a predicted model, not a curated record. NCBI's taxonomy places the organism in Eukaryota, Metazoa, Chordata, Actinopteri, Cypriniformes, Danionidae.
AUUUGCGUUAAUAUUACACCUUGUGUUCAACGUCACGCAUCGCUUGAUAUGACGGUGUUUCGCUCCACCUGCUCAGUCAAAGAGCAAACGAAUGGCAGAAAUCACAUCAACUUUCCUCCUCAAUGAUUUACAUCAGCAUGGAGAACAAAAGCUAAAUUACUCAAGGGGAAAGAGGAUUUUUCACUGACAAUCAGAACCGGUGAAAAUGAAUGUUCUGGAGGCCUCAGGAGAUCCAGAGGGAGAAGCCACUGACGACUUAACAGGAAGGAAGAAGUCCAGGUUAAAGUCUCUAAAGUCUCGCUUGCUUGUGAAGAUAAAGAGGAAGGAGGACGAUGGUGGACUGAAGCAGAGUCAGUCUGAAAGUGACAUUGCAUGGGGUGCUGAGGACUCCGAUUGCUCCAAAGGCAUGCUGGGAUCCAGAGCAUUUUCACAUGACAGCAUUUUUCAGGCCGAACACGGUCAUUCAGACACAGAACCACUGAGAGUUCUGUCUCAGGAGAACAUCCAUGGCAACAUCCGAGCUCUGCAGAUGAAGCUCCAGCAGCAAAAGAUGCACCUAGGUCCUCCUCCUCUGCUUUUGCCCAGUAAACAACGUGAAGAUGCAGGUAGAAAUUCAGAAGAUGAUGGUCUUCCUCGAAGCCCACCUGAAGUUUCCCACAGUGAUGCACUGUACAUGAGCAUAUCGAACAAGUAUUCCCUCCCUUCCAAGAACCAUAGCACUUUGAGCUUAGCUGGAACAGGAAGCGAAGAGGAAGAACAGGCCUCUUCACAGCCUCUCUCUCCUCGAUCGAUCAGCCCUGCGCCUCUUUCGCCACAGGCUCCAGGGUCAGCAGUAGACUUCAGCACUCCUCCACAGGUCGUUUCCCUUCUGGACAACUCUGCUGCCCGCCACCGAAUGUCUCUCAAACCCAAGAACCAAAGGGCUAGUGCCAAAAACAAGAGGGUGUCCAUUACACAGGAUGGAAGCAGAACUCGGUCAGAGAGUCUGAACAAUCUGGACCAGUCAGUUGCUACAAGGCAGGAAGAGGAGGGGGUGGCUCUUGUAAAAGAGAUACCUCGCGCUCAGUCGUAUUCCUCUCAAGUUUUACGUCCAGGGGAGAAGCUCACAGCAAUGCCAAUCAAGAGCCUUCCGAUUUCACCAUUAAUGGCUCUGCAGACUGCUGAAGAUGCACAAAUUUCAUCUGAACCGGAACUUGCGAGUAACAUCCUGUCCACAUCUCCUGCGAGGAGUCCUAGCCCAAAAGAGAUGCCUUCAGCUGAGCCACCAGUGGCGAAACCACCAAUCCCAGUGGUGCCAAUUGACAGAAAGAGAAAAGAAGAGAGUGAGACAUUCAGCAGCUCUAAACUACUCAAGAGCAGCCAAAGUAACCCCGUGUCAACUGUAAGACCAGCUGUGUCAACUACACCAGAACUAAAUCCUGUGAAAGAUCAGAAGAAGACUAAUACUGUGCCGGCACAAAACCAAAUGGAUAUAUUGAGGAAAUAUAGUGUUCAGAGUCCAGUAAAUAUUGAAAGCUCUAUUUCUGCUUCACCCAAUGUAAUUUGUGGAGUAAGUCUGAGACCAUCAUCUUUUAGAAGAUAUGUACCUUCAACAGAUGACAAACCAGAGUCUAAGACUCUUCCCCCAGUCAUCCCAGUGUCGGCUGUAAGUCAGGAUACCGCUCAAACAGAAACCAUAAAGCGCCAGAGAACUGUAUCUGGAUCAUUCAGUGUCUCCUCAGACAAGAAUCAAGAGCGCCAGAGGACUGGAAGCUUCACCGGGGUAGUUGGACAAGAUGGACUGAAAAAGGAAGCCAUCGAAGUUAACAAACCAACUUUGAAAUUCAAGACAGACUGGCAAGUAGGUUCACAAGUUGAGAAAGCAAUAAAAGACCCAUGUGUUAGCUUACCACCAUCAUCUAAGAAGGAAGACAAAGGAUACUCUGAUUCCGUGAUACCACCAAAAUCCACUGACCUUUCAAAGCCCAUGAAUGUGGAGGAGAUUCAGAUCAACGAGAAGCAGGAGAUCAAGGUAGAGACUACUGAGCAAGGUUUAAGUGAGGUGGAGGCUGCCGAAGAGGCAGACGAGGAUGUGGUGGAGGAUGCCAUGGCAGGCAAAGCGAAAGAGUCUACAAAUGCAUUUGGAGUGAAGCUUCGCUCUACCUCUCUUUCUCUUAAGUUUCGAUUGGACAAAGCUCAAUCAGAUGAUAAGGCAAAACGCCACAGCUUUGAAACCUUUCCUCAAGCUCCAUCUGUGGCCUCACAGUCUGAUUCAGCCAGCUAUGUUGAACCUGAGGCUCAACGCACAGGGGCCAUAAGAGUCCAUGCCAAACUCAAAGACCCUCCUCUCCAAACCAAUAGCUCUACAAACUUAGUUCAGGCCUCAAGUUCUUUCAGUAGAGAAAAGGAGAGACCGGGCUUCCUCAGACCGACUGAGCCUCCUCAGCCGUCAUCAUCAGACACUAAGAUUGCACCUUCACCCCCCAAAGAAUGUACAGACUUGCCUCCAGUUGAGACCCCAGCUGUGUCCUCUCAGGAGACGGUACCAACAUCCACACCUUCAGAGGUGUCCUGGAUGGAGAUGGCCAGAGAGAAGACCAGAAGUCUCCAACAGCUCUUCACCAGUAGACUGCCGGAGUUUCCAAGCUUGCAAUCACGACCAUCAACCUCAAGCACAACACAAGUCCAAUCAUCUCAAGCCAACCCAAAAACCACUCCAAACAUAACAAGCCAGCCGACAGCUACACAACCUCAACUCAAACCCAUAGACACAAAACAACCACCUUGUGCACAUCCCUCUGGAAGACCCACACAAUCUAACACUCAGGUCACACCGGUGCAGACUCAAACUAGAACAACAACAAGCCAACCAUCAGCAAGUUCAACCACUACUCAGCCUGUAAUUGACAGCACAAAAGAUGUUCAGUUUCAGUCUAAAACUCAAGUCUGUAAUUCAAUAGUAAAACCAACUCAGUCUUCGGUUACAAGCACAUCGAACAUACAUGCAUCAAAACAGCCAACACCGAUACCACCCAUCCAGCAGUCUUCGCCAUUUCGAUCAGCAUCACAGAGGCCCUCGCAAGCUAUACAGCAACCCACACCUCCCCCUGGUCCCCCACAUUUAUUCUCAAGCCCAAAGGUGACAUCCCACCUGGGCGUCCAACAGUCUGCCAGUACUGUCUUGAAGGAACAGGCUCUGAAUGAGGAGGUAGAGCCCACCGUAAUCUCAGGAAAAGCUGACAGGGCAUCUGUGCUUCAGGGGAAGGGGUCCACACCUGAAGAUGGCAGAGCAGUGUGGGCCGCAGGAUUAGGAAACAAGAGCUCGCUGGUGCAGCGAUGGGAAAACCAAACAACUACCGCAACUAAGAAUAUUGAUCAGAAAAGCUCAUCAGAGUCCCGAAGUGCACCUCAGUCAGCAGUCUCCGACCGUCCUUUCCGACCGUCGAUCUCAAAGGUGUCCGGCACGGGACCUGACUCAAGUUCAUCAUCGCAAGCAUCUGUGUCUUCUGUUCCUGUGAGGUCAGCAGAAAGAGAGGAAAAGGGGCAGCAGAAAUCACCUUCAUCCUCACCAUCGUCAUCUCCUCUGCAGUCAGCGCGGGACAGUGGGCAACCGUCCUGGAUGGAGCUCGCCAAGAGGAAAUCGCUGGCAUGGAGUGAUAUGUCUAUGGACUAAAGGUGACAGAGGUUAAAUUUGGGGUUGAAUGCUGAUUCUUUGUGUAAGGUUUGUAAGUUUGAAGGGUUUUUUAUGUUGAAUGUGGAUUUAAAGUGACUGGUUUGCUCCAGAUGAAGCUCAUUGGAUGUUAAGUUGAUGUUAAUGUCAGCAUAAACCAGAAGUUGCUGAGACUUUUAUUUCAGUAUGUUGAAGUACUUCCAACUGAAACUGAAUAUUGAGUAGGGGGUGGAGCUUUCUUUUUGUGCAUCAUUCCCUCAUAUCAAACUAACGAUAAGAGGGGCGUGGUUAAAAAUAUUGAGAGUGUAGCAUCAAACUGAUGUCAACAGAAGGACCACCACUCCAAACAUGGAAAAAAAUAGUUAUUCUUUGAUUUAAAGAUUAUCCCAACAAACUUUUUUUUUCAGUGGAAUGCACUAAUCGAUUGUUCACCUAAAGAAUGACAAUGUGCGCUAGCAAAAUAAACAUUGAAAAUUCUAAUUUCACUCAGACUUUAAAGCAGUGCAGUCUGGAAGUGAACCAGAAUUUGUGUUUUAUUGAGGGACAGUCACACAUUUUUCAGUCACUGAACCUCUUAAAGGUACAGAGACCAGGAAAGGACUUGAUGGUGGGGAAAAAAAUUGGUGGAAGAAAAAAAAACUGGGGUUGAGAAAAAUAACAGAGUGAUAGGAAAACAUAUUUUUAGCUUUUUUGCAUUCCCUCAAAAAGAUGUUUUGCGUUAUCUUGCAAAACUGUUUCUCCACAAACACU